UUUUUUAUUAUUUAAAAGAGACUUUGUUUCCAUUUAGAUGUAGAUUAAAGGGCUGUGAAGGUUCUGUUCCAGUAAUUGGCUGUAGAAGCAGGAAUUCCCUUAUUUCCCUUGCAAGCUGCUGCUUGAACUCUUGACUUCUUUUUGUCUGCAGAUUAGCCACCCUGGAGGGAAUGAGAAAACAGCAUUCAUCCCUAUAGCACCAUGGCUGUCCGGACCUUCCUGAUACUCUGUGCCGUUCUAACUAGUUUACCUGCAGUCUUCCUUCAGCCUGCUGAGAAAGAGGUAUUUUUAAAGCCUGAAAAUGCAAACAGUUUGUUAAGGCGUACGAAGCGCGCAAACUCACUGUUUGAAGAACUGAAAAAAGGAAACCAGGAAAGGGAAUGUAAUGAGGAAACCUGUUCCUAUGAGGAAGCUCGGGAGAUCUUUGAGAAUGAUGAAAAAACUAAAGAAUUUUGGAGCAAGUAUUUUGAUGGUGACCAGUGUAAUUCAAAUCCUUGUCUUUAUGGUGGGUCAUGUAAAGAUGGGGUUGGUGAAUACACAUGUCUUUGCAACCCUGGUUUUGAUGGCAAAAUCUGUGAAAUAGUUAAACUACAAUUGUGCACCUUAAAUAAUGGUGACUGUGAACAAUACUGCAAAGUAGUAGACAAGACUGUGACUUGUUCUUGUACGGGUUAUGUACUGGGAGAAGAUGGAAAAUCCUGCAUUCCAACUGUGCAAUAUCCCUGUGGACGAACUGUGGUGGGGAGACUUAGGAGAUCAGCAGUUGUGAAUAAAAAUGAUAACACAAACAAUACCAGUGAUCGUCCAAAAGAAAAUACUCCUAAAAACCACACAAACUCUGUCUCUCCUAAUAGCAAUAUGGGGAAGAAGGAUGAAUCAGACGGCAGAAUUGUGGGUGGCAGAGAUUGUAACCCUGGUGAAUGUCCAUGGCAGGCACUUUUGGUGAAUGAAGAUAAUGAAGGAUUCUGUGGGGGAACUAUUCUUAACCAACAAUUUGUACUCACUGCAGCCCACUGUAUUAACCAGACCAAAUACUUUAAAGUUGUUGUUGGUGAAGUGGAUUUGGAAAAGAAUGAAGGUACAGAAUCAACACACAAAGUAGAAAAAAUAAUCGUUCACCCAAAAUUUGUUAGGAUGACGUAUGAUUUUGAUAUAGCUGUGAUCAAGCUAAAAGAAGCAAUUAACUUCACCAACUUUAUCAUCCCUGCAUGCUUCCCUGAGCCUGACUUUGCUGAUGAUGUCUUGAUGGAUCAAGAAUCUGCUACUGUUAGUGGCUUUGGACGUCUUUAUGAUAGAGGAAUUCAGGCUAAAAAACUUCAGGUGCUCCAAGUUCCUUACAUUAAAAGGCAUGACUGUAAAGAAUCCAGUACCUUUGCCAUUACUGAGAAUAUGUUCUGUGCUGGCUUUGAUAUUGAGGUGAAAGAUGCUUGUCAAGGUGACAGUGGAGGUCCACAUGUCACUCCAUACAAAGGCACAUACUUUGUGACCGGAAUAGUCAGCUGGGGAGAAGGGUGUGCUCAAAAAGGCAAAUAUGGCGUAUACACAAAGGUUUCCAGGCUACACAAAUGGCUUAAAGGAGUAUUAAGAAAAAACCAGUAAAGUCCAUGACAAUUAACACUUUAAUACUACGUAUAAUUUGUAAGAUCAUUUAAAUCCUAUGAGCUUACUAUUUCCUUUAAGGUAUUCAUUUGAUUUUGCACAUAACUGACAUGAAUAUAAAUAUAUUAUUCUCAGCAGCGUGUAUGACAUGCAAAACAUGAUCUUUUUAAUGUUUUUUUAAUAUAUGUAUUCAUUAGACAUGUGAGAGAAGCUUUCCCUUCAGUUAAUGAUAUAUCUCUAGACGUGUUGUCUGGUAUAUCAGGGUAAAAUAUGCAAACACUGUUUGAAGGAACAUGACAUAAAUAUCAAUUUAAUAUAAUAUAUUGGAAAAGUAAGAACCGUAUACACAAUAUAUCUAAAUAAAUAAUACAAUUUUGAUUUAUGUAUAAGGUUGUUGAAACAUUGUAAAAGAGACAUGGGAGUCAAAAUUCAAUUCAAUUAUUUUCUUCUAUCAAAUUCACUUUUUUUCAUUUGUUGAAAUUCAGCUCCUUUCCAUAAGAGCACAUGCUCAGGAUUACAGAACGUUUCGUGUCAAGCACUAUAUGAAUAUCUAUAUAGAUAGAUAAAUGUCAUCCAAAAUAAAUCAGCCAGAACUGUUUUUAUGAUUUUUUCUUCUAUAUGAGAAGAAUUUGUUUCCAUUUUAUCUUCUUAAAAUAAAGUACUUUUAAUCAUAUCAAAAUAAA
Molecule: messenger RNA, 2282 nt
Organism: Bombina bombina (fire-bellied toad)
Lineage: Eukaryota; Metazoa; Chordata; Amphibia; Anura; Bombinatoridae
Gene: F10
Product: coagulation factor X
Biological process (GO): proteolysis; blood coagulation
Cellular component (GO): extracellular region
Molecular function (GO): serine-type endopeptidase activity; calcium ion binding
Source: RefSeq, a predicted model, not a curated record